Oncorhynchus nerka (sockeye salmon) is the source of this 708-nucleotide messenger RNA. RefSeq lists its product as uncharacterized. The record is from RefSeq and is a predicted model, not a curated record. The transcript is spliced from 2 exons. The annotation marks the transcript as partial. NCBI's taxonomy places the organism in Eukaryota, Metazoa, Chordata, Actinopteri, Salmoniformes, Salmonidae.
AUGAGAUUUACGCCCAUCCCAAACCUAAACCCCAUCCACCACCCCAAACCCAUCCCCAUCCACCACCCCCAAACCCCAUCCACCACCUCAUCCCCAUCCACCACCCCAUCCCCAUCCACCACCCCAUCCCCAUCCCCAUCCACCACCCCAACCCCAUCCCCAUCCACCACCGCAUCCCCAUUCACCACCCCAUCCCCAUCCACCACCCCAUCCUCAUCCACCACCCCAUCCCCAUCCACCACCCCAUCCCCAUCCCCAUCCAUCACCCCAUCCCCAUCCACCACCCCAUCCCCAUCCACCACCCCAUCCCCAUCCCCAUCCAUCACCCCAUCCCCAUCCACCACCCCAUCCCCAUCCACCACCCCAUCCCCAUCCCCAUCCACCACCCCAUCCCCAACCACCACCCCAUCCCCAUCCCCCACCCCAUCCCCAUCCCCAUCCCCGUCCACCACCCCAUCCCCAUCUCCAUCCACCACCCCAUCCCCAUCCCCAUCCACCACCCCAUCCCCAUCCACCACCCCAUCCCCAUCCCCAUCCACCACCCCAUCCCCAUCCACCACCCCAUCCCCAACCACCACCCCAUCCCCAUCCCCAUCCACCACCCCAUCCCCAACCACCACCCCAGCCCCAUCCCCAACCACCACCCCAUCCCCAUCCCCAUCCCCGCCCACCACCCCAUCCCCAUCUCCAUCCACCACCCCAUCCCCA